This is a messenger RNA of Vicia villosa (hairy vetch), 438 nucleotides long. Its product is annotated as putative protein FAR1-RELATED SEQUENCE 10. Lineage: Eukaryota; Viridiplantae; Streptophyta; Magnoliopsida; Fabales; Fabaceae. The coding region runs from base 1 to 438 and encodes 145 amino acids. The record is from RefSeq and is a predicted model, not a curated record. The transcript has a single exon.
AUGCUACAGGGAAGAAAAAUUGGAAGCAAUAGUCGAAAGCGAGAAUCCAAGGCUCAGACAAGAUGUGGUUGUGAAACGAAUUGUCGAGUUCAUAUUGAAAUAACUAUUAGAAUAUGGUACAUUAACUAUUUGAAUGAUUGUCACAAUCAUACUUUGAUUCAUGAAAAAUAUUUGGGGAUGUUACUAGCUCACGAAAAGAUAACGGAUUAUGACAAAUUUCAGAUGGACAAUAUGAGAAAGAUUGGCAUUAGGACUAUACAAGUGUUUGGGUUGUUUUCUUAUCAAGCUGGUGGACAUGAUAAGGUUGGAUUCCGCCGACGUGACUUGUACAAUGAAGUCACUAAAGAUAAGAGAAGUGACUUGUCAGAUGCAGAAGUUGCACUUGAGUUUCUUGCAACCAUGUCUUGUAGUGAUGAAGUUUUUGAGACAUUGUAUUGA